AUGUUAGAGCAAUUGCUGAUCUUCACUAGAGGAGGGUUAAUCUUAUGGACUUGUAAAGAGCUUGGGAACGCUCUUAAAGGUUCUCCGAUUGAUACCCUGAUUAGGUCAUGUCUAUUGGAGGAGCGAUCUGGAUUGGCAUCGUUCAAUUAUGAUGCUCCUGGUGCUGCAUACACCCUCAAAUGGACCUUCCAUAAUGAGCUUGGCCUGGUUUUUGUUGCUGUGUAUCAGCGGAUACUUCAUCUGCUUUAUGUGGAUGAUUUGCUUGCCAUGAUGAAGCAGUCUUUUUCAGAGAUUUAUGAUCCGAAGAGAACGGUGUAUAAUGAUUUUGAUGAAACGUUUAGGCAGAUUAGGAUGGAGGCGGAAGCCCGGGCUGAGGAGUUAAAGAGAUCAAAGCAAGUGGGUAAGCCUGUUAACAAUGUUAAGAAGCAAGGAGGGAAGGUCCAGAAGGUUGGAUUUGAAGGAGGAAACAAGAAGAGUGAAAAUGGCUUGGCAAAUGGUGAUGGAGAUGCUGAUCAUGUCAAAGGACGUAAGUUGGGGAAUGGACUCUCCAAUGGUAACCACGUUGACACUGAAGAGUUUAGGGUAGCAGGUGAUGUUAAGGGUAAAGAAAAUACGAGCUCUAACAUAGGGGCUUUUGAUGUAAGUAAGUUACAGAAAUUAAAGAGUAAAGGUGGUAAGAAAACUGAUACUGCUGUUGUUAGCAAGGGUUCAAAACCGGACCCUAAGAAAAAAAUAACAAAAAAGAAUAGAGUUUGGGAUGAAUCGCCUCCAGAGUCCAAAUUGGACUUUACUGAUCCUGUUGAUGGAAAUGGCAAUAUUGAGGUUGAGGUAGCUGAUCACGGCGAAAGUAUGAUGGACAAAGAAGAGAUUGUCAGCAGUGACAGUGAAUCUGAAGAAGACGAGGAAGUGGAAAAGAGCGGCGACAAGCCUGAUGCUAAGAAGAAGGGCUGGUUUUCAUCUAUGUUCCAGAGUAUUGCUGGAAAGGCAAACUUGGAGAAGGCAGACUUGGAACCAGCUCUCAAAGCUCUCAAGGAUAGGCUCAUGACCAAGAAUGUGGCUGAGGAGAUUGCUGAGAAACUGUGUGAAUCAGUAGCAGCAAGUCUUGAAGGUAAAAAGCUGGCAUCUUUUACAAGGAUCUCUUCAACGGUUCAGGCUGCAAUGGAAGAGGCCCUUGUUCGUAUUUUAACUCCAAGGCGCUCCAUUGACAUAUUGAGAGAUGUUCAUGCUGCCAAGGAACAACGAAAGCCUUAUGUAGUUGUUUUUGUCGGUGUUAAUGGAGUUGGAAAAUCUACCAACCUGGCCAAGGUUGCUUACUGGCUUCUCCAGCAUCAGGUCAACGUUAUGAUGGCUGCCUGUGACACUUUUCGGUCAGGAGCUGUUGAACAAUUGCGCACUCAUGCACGCAGACUCCAGAUCCCUAUAUUUGAGAAGGGCUAUGAAAAAGAUCCUGCCAUUGUUGCGAAGGAAGCUAUCCAAGAGGCCACUCGCAAUGGCUCUGAUGUUGUUCUUGUUGAUACAGCUGGUCGGAUGCAGGAUAAUGAACCACUAAUGAGGGCUCUCUCAAAGCUUAUCAAUCUCAACAGUCCUGACCUUGUCCUGUUUGUUGGAGAGGCUCUUGUGGGAAAUGAUGCUGUUGAUCAACUGUCAAAGUUCAAUCAGAAAUUGGCUGACCUGUCGACUUCUCCUAAUCCCAGACUGAUAGAUGGGAUAUUGCUCACUAAAUUUGAUACAAUUGAUGAUAAGGUAGGAGCUGCAUUAUCGAUGGUGUAUGUUUCUGGAGCACCAGUGAUGUUUGUCGGCUGUGGACAGUCAUACACCGAUUUGAAGAAGCUGAAUGUCAAGUCCAUCGUGAAAACGCUGCUGAAAUGAUACUGUCUCAACCCUGUUAUGUGUGCUACAAUGUUGUGAACUGUUUAUUGCUAUGACCUUGUUACUUUUGUUGGAGGCAAGUCAGUCCCUUGCGGCUGUAAUAAGUUAAUAUUAAUUUUAACCUUUUUUUCCUUUUUUAUCUUCAUACUGGAGCCUUGUUUUCAUGUAUGUGAGUCCUGUGUAGAUUUGGUUAA
This is a messenger RNA of Pistacia vera, 2063 nucleotides long. Its product is annotated as signal recognition particle receptor subunit alpha-like. Gene Ontology annotation, cellular component: signal recognition particle receptor complex; endoplasmic reticulum membrane. Gene Ontology annotation, molecular function: ATP hydrolysis activity; GTP binding; signal recognition particle binding. NCBI's taxonomy places the organism in Eukaryota, Viridiplantae, Streptophyta, Magnoliopsida, Sapindales, Anacardiaceae. The transcript has 9 exons. The coding region runs from base 1 to 1869 and encodes 622 amino acids. Gene Ontology annotation, biological process: SRP-dependent cotranslational protein targeting to membrane. The record is from RefSeq and is a predicted model, not a curated record.